GCGUAAAUUCAACCGCAGAAGAAGAACUACUCUCGUUGUAGCUGCUGAGCAUAUCGGUUGAGAACAUGUCUUCGAAAAAAAGAUCAGUUUGCUCUGUUCUGGGUUGUAGUAAACAAGGAAAGACGCUCCACAAGCUCCCCACCAACGAGCAAACAAAAGCUCAGUGGAUAUUGUUCAUUUUUGAUGGGAAUGCCCCUGCUACAUUUCCCAAAAUUCUCCAUGUAUGUGGCAACCACUUCACAGAGGAUUGUUACACAAACUUCGCGCAAUACAAAGCAGGGCACAGCACCACACUUCGCCUCAAAGAAGGAGCAGUGCCUACAAUACAUGCUGGAUUACCUGCAGCACAAGAUCGUUUUAUCCACACGGGCACACAAACAGAAGCUCCAAGUGUGAGAACAUGUGCCACUCAACUGUCAAUUGGGACCUUGAAAACACACGUGCACAGCCAAAGGACCCAGACACCAGUGUUGUCACAUGAGACUGCUGGCACACAAACCACACUGCCUGAGUACAUGUUUUCAUCCACACCUAUAAAGGGGCCAGGGUUUGGACCACAAAAAAGAGCACGUGUUGAGUCAGAGGAGGAAGAGGGAUUCACCUCACCAGAGUCACAAGUCGACCCAAAUGACUCAACCUUUACUCCUGGCGGAUCCCUAACAACACACGAUUCAACAAUGUCGACUGAAAGUGCUGUAUACAUGGAUAAAAAAUACAUUGUAUUUGAGUCCUGCCUGAGGGAGCUUUUUGACACAUGUCCAGUGUGCAAGAGAAAAUGCGAAGUGCAGCAGCAACAGAAGGGCACGUAUGUUGCAUUUCAUCAAACGUGUCCAAAAUGCAACUACUCCAGGAAGUGGCAAAGUCAGCCCAUGAUGAAUAACACCCCAGUUGGCAAUGUACAGUUAUCUGCUGCUACAUAUUUCACUGGUGCAUCCUUCAUCCAGCUGGAAAAGCUAUGCCGCGCCUUGCAGCUCCAGAUUACUCAUUAUGACACCUUCCGGAAACAUGCAAGGAAAUACCUGGAACCUGCAAUCGUCCACAAGUGGAAGAGUGACCAGCAGGUCCUUUUCUCCACAUUGAAACCGGGGGGGAAAGUUCAAGUUGCAGGAGACAUGCGUGCAGAUUCACCAGGGCACUCUGUCUCAUUGAUCGGAAUCUUUAUAUUUACAUAGGUUGUACCUUGCAUCCAUGCAUCACAACGAAAAUUCCAGCCGUGAGCAGGCAACAACCGCUUUAGGCCAAGCUGUCUACAGAGUGUCGUAUCCGAAGGCCAAGAAGGGAGAACCCACCGCGAAGCCGGUCAAAACAGACCCCACGUACAACUAUGUGGCUGAAUUGAUGAGGCUGGUGUUCGAGGAGGUGAUGGAGGACCCAGAGUCUUUCGCAGAGGACAUGAGGAAGAUCGCCAUCCCAGAGACCCUGUCAGCCCAGUAUGACAGGCCCUUAAAGGAGGAAGUCAUUGCCUCACACGUGACCCGCUUCAGUCAAGGGGUGGGCGGAAGCCAACAUAUUGUCCAGCCAGAUCAGGAAACUCCUGGCGUAUCCGGCACACAACACACGACGGGAUGACAACUCGUACACGUCGUCCCAAAUAUCCCCAGCACCAGCUGACAAAGCUGCGGUAUGCUAAAUGCCGGUAGCGACU
Molecule: messenger RNA, 1645 nt
Organism: Solea senegalensis (Senegalese sole)
Lineage: Eukaryota; Metazoa; Chordata; Actinopteri; Pleuronectiformes; Soleidae
Exons: 7
Coding region: 66-1172 (368 amino acids)
Source: RefSeq, a predicted model, not a curated record